Molecule: messenger RNA, 840 nt
Organism: Oikopleura dioica
Lineage: Eukaryota; Metazoa; Chordata; Appendicularia; Copelata; Oikopleuridae
Source: the annotation of a GenBank genome assembly
AUGCCAUUUGGAAUACCAACCGACCUCACCUGGGACAUCUCAACGUGCCCAAACGAAGAGCUUCAAGCCGGCGAGGACUCCAAAAUCAUCGUCUCCAGAUCUUACCCAAACAAAAUCGAACUUGGCUGGCAAUGCAUUUACCACAUUUACGCGCCCGAUAUUGAGCAGCGAAUUUUGAUUGAAUUUGAGGAUAUUCUGCUGAGCCCGAUUUGCGAGGAGCAAAAUAUAACUGUCAUCGACGGAGAAACGCAGCGGGAGCUAGGGCCACUUUGUGACGAUCGACCGCCGCCAGAUUUCGUCUCUGACAGUGAUGAAGUCAUCAUAAAAGCCUUCGUCUCGGAAACCUCCUCCUCCGACAUGCCAACUCGAGGAUACAUGUUCAAGUAUCGUUGGGUCGACAAAGACUACGCCCAAUCCCUAGAACACUUGAUCAAUGAAUUCACCAACGCUGCGUAUGAAGAUCAGGCGGAAGGAAAUCAUUUCGGCUCGUGGAAUCGCCGCGGCGGAAGAAUGCCAAUAACAAGAGCGCCGCUGCCGAAUUCAGGCUUCGAUAACUUUGGACCGCGGAAAAUGACUCCGCCGGAUUUUGAUGGACAGAGCUUUAGCACGUCUGGCCCAAAACGUCCGCAAAUAAACAACCAACCAUCCCUCAACGUACCAGUUUACCGAUCAGAUGGGGGAAUGAUAGAUAAAAACGGAAAGCUGAACCUAUAUCCUCCUGGCUCUCCCCUCGGGCCUCCAGUGCCAACUCGCAGAACUCAGACUCGAUCGCCCUCAAUUCCAAUAACAACUGAAGUCGCUCAGACUUCUUGCACUCAAGGGCCGCUUCAAAUCUUAUAA